GUGUGGGGGGGGAUGAGGAUGAGGAUGAGGAUGGAGGGCGGGGAGGAGAUGCAGGGCGCCGUAGGGCUGCGCUGCACCUGGGGCGUCCCACCGCGUGCGGGCACCCAGGCCAAGUGGGUGAGGCUCAACGUGGGGGGCACCGUCUUCCUCACCACCCGGCAGACCCUGUGUCGGGAGCAGAAAUCUUUCCUGUGUCGCUUGUGCCAGGGUGAGGAUCUGCAGUCGGACCGGGAUGAAACUGGUGCAUACUUAAUAGACCGUGACCCCACUUACUUUGGACCCAUCCUGAAUUUCCUCCGCCACGGGAAGCUGGUUCUGGAUAAAGAUAUGGCUGAAGAGGGGGUCUUAGAAGAAGCUGAGUUCUAUAACAUUGGUCCUUUAAUCCGAAUAAUCAAAGAUCGACUGGAGGAGAAGAACUACACAGUAACUCAGGUGCCUCCUAAGCAUGUCUACCGUGUGCUACAGUGCCAAGAAGAAGAGCUCACUCAGAUGGUUUCCACUAUGUCGGAUGGAUGGCGCUUUGAGCAGCUUGUGAACAUUGGGUCAUCAUACAACUAUGGGAACGAGGAUCAGACAGAAUUCCUAUGUGUGGUCUCCAAAGAGUUGUACAACUCCCCCAGUGGCCUGAGCUCUGAGCCCAGCCGCAAAGCUAAGCACUAUCAUCUGCAUCCCACUCCACCCUGCACCCCAGCCUCCAGCAUUCUUCCCUCUGCCCUCUUUGCACCCCAGGGCUCAGAGUGGUCCCUGCCUGGAGCCAUGUCUCUCUUUGCUCCUCACUUUUCCUCCUCUGCAGCUGUUACAAGCCAAAGGUUUGAGGAUGUGAUCCUGACAUUCCACUCCAGCCUUUUAAUUUCUGAUUUACAUCUUUAUUUUUAUGCUGCAGUGCACGGAACCCCCUUGCCCUGCAGUGACACUCCCCAGAACUCUUCACAGGCAGAAAUUCUUUUUCACAAACUCCCCUCGGAGGCCUGAGCCUCUGCCCUGGAGGAAGGCAGAUGCUCCAAGGAGCCCCUGGGCUACUGUAGAAGCUGAAGCCCACAGCCCCCUCCCAUGCCUAGCAGUCUGGCUUUCCUUAAUGUCACAGUGGCCCCUGCUGGGGACAUCGGUGAUCUGCCACUGCAGCCUGCUGUUCUUUCCUGAACACCCUGGAUGCAACCUAGGUGAUGGCAGGGACCAGUCCUGGCCCUUUUUGCUGUUGUAGGCAGCUGGUCUGGGCUUGUGGCCAGAGGGCAAGUGCAGAGCCACUGUCCUUUUCUGGGCCAUCUGCACUGUUCCUGGGGUGUCCCUGUGCUGGGCAUCACACUCCUUGGUGCCUCCCUCCCUGUCCCCCAGUGCAGCCCUGUGUCAGCAGGGUGAGGAGGAGACUGGCAUGCUGCCCGGGUACCGGGAACACGCUGGCACUUGAUGUCGUGUCUGCUUAGCAUGAGGAGAUCCCUGACUUGGAGAGUGGGGUGUUUGCUUCACUGCUCUGUCUGAGGACACUGAGUUGUAACUCCUGAAUAAAAUUCACAGUCUGUUCUUCCUUGCUGCCUCUCAUUUCAAGUGACAGAAAUUUGGUGCUGGUAGAAGAGAGUAGGAGCUGGGGAAGGGGAGUUUGAAUUUGUCACCUGGAGCCAACAGAAGCUGCUUGUGCUAUGCCUGUCUUCCAGCAGCAUCUGUGCUGCAUCCCCAUUGCUGGGCUACAGAACAGGUUUGAUUGUUGGUAUCUGCACCCCUA
Molecule: messenger RNA, 1717 nt
Organism: Cuculus canorus (common cuckoo)
Lineage: Eukaryota; Metazoa; Chordata; Aves; Cuculiformes; Cuculidae
Gene: KCTD17
Product: potassium channel tetramerization domain containing 17
Exons: 7
Coding region: 13-972 (319 amino acids)
Biological process (GO): protein homooligomerization; proteasome-mediated ubiquitin-dependent protein catabolic process
Cellular component (GO): cytoplasm; Cul3-RING ubiquitin ligase complex
Molecular function (GO): cullin family protein binding
Source: RefSeq, a predicted model, not a curated record